Molecule: messenger RNA, 999 nt
Organism: Pocillopora verrucosa
Lineage: Eukaryota; Metazoa; Cnidaria; Anthozoa; Scleractinia; Pocilloporidae
Product: homeobox protein Wariai
Cellular component (GO): nucleus
Molecular function (GO): protein binding
Source: RefSeq, a predicted model, not a curated record
AUGGCGGCAGUUUCGGAUGGAAAUGGAAAGUCGUUAGAAGAAGUUGAUUAUGAUUUGCAAAGACAUCUGACAGGAGUGAACACACGUACGCCUGACCUUUCUACUCUAGCACAAAAGGGAGAUGAAAAACUUGUCGAACAGUUUAUGACUGAAGAUGUUCAAAUCGGUGGAGGAGCGAAUGAAAAACUUCAAAGUCAGCUGUAUAUUGCAUGUUUUUGGGGCUUUUAUGAUGUAGUGAAAACUCUCCUCGAUAAAGGAGCUGAUGUUAAUGCACAGAACAGGGACACGUUAUGGACCCCACUACAUGCUGCAACAUUCCAAGAGCAUGGAAAGAUUGUGAUGCUACUUUUGGAGAGGAAUGCGCAACCUGAACUCCCAGAUGGUGAAGGAAGGAGUGCAAAAGACUUUGCUUCAGCUUCAGAUAAAGUUUGGCCACAUUUUGCAGCUCUCAACUGCCCUCGAACAUCAAAACAGGAACUGAUAGAGAAAGGAAUCAUAAAGAAGUUAGAGGAAAGUUCCAGAGGAGGUUCAUCAGGAAGGCCUGGAUCAGGCCCAAAACCAAGAAUGGCUGCGUUUUCUCGACCAGGGUCAGCAUAUGUAUUGCAAUCAAAUCCCUUUGCGAAGAAACAUGUGAAUCAACAAAGCUCUGAUUUUCCUCUUGGCGGUCCCGUUGAUGGCGAUAUCUUGGCAGAAACGAACAAGCCAGGUCAAGUUGAACAUGACAACAAGCCAGCAUUUUCUGUUUGGCGAACGUGAAUUACUUUUAGUACUUUUAAUUCCAUUUUUCCCGAUGUUGUUGUAAAGUUUUAGGGUGAAAUUUACUCCGAUGAAUCGUUACUGACUGGCGGUAACCCUUGAAAGUUAUCCUUCCGACAGAAGUUGUGUAUGUCCAAAAAAUGGUUAUGCAUACUGCAAUAUUGAAUUUUUUAUAACUUUGAGAAUUGUUGCCAAUAAUUUUUUGUACAACGUAAAAGAGCAUAAAAAUUGUGUUUCAUGAAA